Cladophialophora psammophila CBS 110553 is the source of this 741-nucleotide messenger RNA. RefSeq names its product ubiquitin carboxyl-terminal hydrolase L3. Gene Ontology annotation, molecular function: cysteine-type deubiquitinase activity. Lineage: Eukaryota; Fungi; Ascomycota; Eurotiomycetes; Chaetothyriales; Herpotrichiellaceae. The transcript has 2 exons. Gene Ontology annotation, cellular component: cytoplasm. Gene Ontology annotation, biological process: ubiquitin-dependent protein catabolic process; protein deubiquitination. The record is from RefSeq and is a predicted model, not a curated record. The coding region runs from base 1 to 741 and encodes 246 amino acids.
AUGACGGAAGCGGCCCAGAAAAAGAUGUUCGUCCCUCUUGAGAACAAUCCAGAGGUGAUGACCAACCUAGUCCACGAACUCGGCCUGUCCCAGUCCCUCCAAUUCCACGACGUGUACUCCCUCACCGAACCAUCUCUCCUGGCCUUCCUCCCUCGCCCGGCCAUCGCCCUGCUCCUCGUCUUCCCCGUCACCAGCACGUACGAGAAGUUCCGAGCUGAAGAGGAUUCGUUGCGCGAGGAAUAUACCGGCUUUGGCGACCAAGAGCCCGUGGUGUGGUUCAAGCAAACUAUCGGCAACGCAUGUGGCCUGAUCGGGUUAUUACAUGCCAUCAGCAACGGCGAGGCAAGAUCCAACAUUGUGGAAGGCAGCGAUCUGGAGAAACUGCUCAAGGAAGCCAUCCCAUUGAAACCCGCCGCGCGUGCAGACCUUCUCUACAACAGCCCCACACUCGAAGCGGCGCACGCAACGGCCGCAGCCAAGGGCGACACGGAAGCUCCCGAAGCCGAAGCGAACGUUGACCUACAUUUCGUGGCGUUCAUCAAAGAUAGAGGCGGAUAUCUGUGGGAGAUGGACGGGUCGCGGAAGGGGCCGUUGAAAAGAGGCUUCCUGGGUCCUGAGGAUGAUGUGUUGAGCGAGAAGGGCCAGGAGCUAGGGGUGAAGGCCUUCCUGAAGAGGGAGGAAGAGGCAGGCGGUGGGGAGUUGAGGUUCAGCGUUCUCAUGCUAGGACCGAGUUUUGAGUAA